Molecule: messenger RNA, 2084 nt
Organism: Hippocampus zosterae (dwarf seahorse)
Lineage: Eukaryota; Metazoa; Chordata; Actinopteri; Syngnathiformes; Syngnathidae
Gene: pnhd
Product: pinhead
Exons: 6
Coding region: 574-1578 (334 amino acids)
Source: RefSeq, a predicted model, not a curated record
UGCCUUUUUUUAUGUCACCCCCUUGCCUUUGAGCCCAAAAGUAAAUGCGUCAUUUCCAGCGUGACAUAAAAUACAUCAUGUUCCAGUGGGCUGCUCUGGCGGAAAAAAAAAAAGGGGGCCAGCUCUCGUGACCAUUUGUUGCCGCGCUGAAUAAACACAAAGGUGCUGGAGGCGGUCCGCGAAGGUGAGGCCAGGGCGCUGAUCCCGGCCUGCUUUUUGUUUUAAGUCAGAGGUGCUACAUAGCUCCCCCGCUGAGAUAAAAGAUGAUUAAUGCCUCGGAUUGACACGUUUAAUGGCCGCGGGGUGACUGGAGCCACUUCAUUAGGCCGAGCCGGGGCCGUGCUCCACACACACGCGGGGCCAGAAAAGCGAACGCUGGCCUUGUUUUCGGGAGGUUCACCUUUGAAGUGGCCGGCGGGACAACUAGCAUCCUCUACAAAAGCAUGGAAAUUGGAUUAGCUCUCACUCUGACUCCGCAGCAGUGACAUUUAAGGCCCGAGCGAGCUUGUAUAAAUAACAGAGGUGUCGGUGGAGCGAGAGGGACACUCUGGGUCUGGCGAGCCAAGGAGCAGGAUGAGGGAAGCGAGAGCCAUGCACGUAUCCCGACAGUGCCUCUUUCUGCUGUGUGCGCUCCACGCGACAUUGGCGACGGUGCUCAACAAACACGCGGACCACCGGAAUCUGUUCACGCAAAGGGUGUGUUGCAGGCGACAGAGUCACUUUGUCUACAUCGGUCAAGACAUCUCAGGCAGUCCCAUUAGUGUGGACGUGGGCUUGUGCAGGCCGAACUGCGCAGGGGCGGCGGCCAGGCCACCUCACGCGGCCGGAGCUCGGGACCUCGCGCGACACGCAUCCAUGCUGGAGUUCCUCAGGAGCAAAAAACUGAGGAUGCGCGGAGCAGUGGCGGCGGAAGGCGUAAAGCCCCGCAAAACGACACCGUCCUCGUGUGGCACGAACCACGCGUGCCAGCCGACGGGCCUGCGCGUGGACCGGGUGCUCCUGUUCGAAGGCCCCCGCCAAGUGGAGGUCAUACAGGAGUGCCACUGUGAGAUCCAGCCGCCUCAGUGCAUGCGCGUGCCCUCGCUGAGGACCUUCUACUCGGAGACGCCCUACGAGAGCGUCGUGGACGUGGGGGGGUGCUCGCAGUCCAAGGGCGCGCCAGAGGGAUUUUCCUGUGUGCCCACCAAAUUCAAGUCGGCCCUGGUGGAGACCCCCAACAAAGUGGACAUGAUCCAGACGGUGGCGGUCUGCGAGCUGAAGGAGAGCUGCUACCGGGUCCCUUACGUGGAGUACUACUACGAAACGGUGCAGCACGACGGCGGCGUCAAGGAGGAGAGACUCAGGGAAGUGGACGUUGGCAGAUGUAUGGGAGGCUGCACCUCAGGAAAGCGAUGCCUUCUCAGGUACGUACCAACACAGCUGCCACCGACGCACGCGUCCGUGCCAACGGUCAUCACUUCACAAUUGCUUGUGAGCUCCGACACCCUCUCCAGCCACUCUUUGAACUUUCCUCCACAAACACCAAAUGUUCUUUUAAACGCCCCUCGCCUCUUUUCUGGGACUGGACUGAGUGAGUGAAAAAAGGUUGUCAUGGUAUGAUAUUUUGUCUGCUUGAAUGUGCAUGCAUGUGUUUGUAUGCAACUGUUUGAAAAUGACAUUUAUCUCACUAUACUGUGUAAAUACUGUAAAUAUAUCAUUCCCAUUUAGUUCAUCUAACCUUUGAGAGGGUGCUCACUAAAAUACUGGCAGUUUUGAAAGCCGGAAGUAGUAUGUUAUUACGCUAUUUUAUAUAUGUGCUAAAGCUAUCACCUUUUUUUUUAAUUAAUUCGUUUUUGGGGAUAUUAUUGAAUGUACUUGAACAUGGCGAGUCUACUCAGGGUAAGCGCACGGCCGGCAAACGAAAUGCGAAUGGCAUCGUUUCUUCUUUGUCCAGGAGUCCGUCGGACCCCGAAAUCUGCCACUUGUGGGCCGACAAACAAUCCGACUUGUGUGUGCCUCAGGGAUACGAGCGACACAGCUUCCUAAACCAGCACGGCAAGAUUAGCACCAUCCUGUCCAUCGCGUCCUGCCACUGCCCCAACUGA